Aspergillus pseudonomiae is the source of this 1503-nucleotide messenger RNA. RefSeq names its product sterol desaturase family protein. Gene Ontology annotation, molecular function: iron ion binding; C-4 methylsterol oxidase activity. Gene Ontology annotation, biological process: ergosterol biosynthetic process. The coding region runs from base 415 to 1461 and encodes 348 amino acids. The record is from RefSeq and is a predicted model, not a curated record. The transcript has a single exon. NCBI's taxonomy places the organism in Eukaryota, Fungi, Ascomycota, Eurotiomycetes, Eurotiales, Aspergillaceae.
GACCAGAAAAAAUACCUAAAUGUAGUCCGACUGACUCGAUGCCCGAGACCCCGAGGCAUGCCUGCGCGGGAAGUCAUGUCAACUGGGGGUUCCUUCACAUGCGAACCAUAGUUGACUACCGAUCUGGGGCUCUAGUUUGAUGGACCCUCACUCCUGUAGCCCAUUCAGGGGCCAAAGCUCUCUUUUGUUGGGAAAAAGGAUCUACAGAUGAUGAUCUACACUCCAGUAUUUUCCAUUUCUGCACUGCAAAAUAGCCUCUUUUCUUCCUUCACUUUCACAUGUAGAAACACACUCCCUACCGGUGGCCCCCAUCUAGCGACAACGAUAUAAAAUAAUGGCUCCUCCCUCGCCAACCCUCCCCAGAAGAGGGCGGCCGUAUCCAAGAGACACAGACUAAGGUCAAUAUCAGCGAAAAUGGCUACCCAGCCCAACCCCAAGGACUCGAUGAAGUCCACCUGGCGCACCGCCAGCCGCGACGAAUGGAACAUCAACCACUGGGCCAUCGAGCUGCUUAACGUGCACCCAACCGAGCUCAACAAGGAAAUCCCCGUGCACCAAAAGGACGAAAAAGUCCCCUACCUCACGCAAUGGUCUCUGAACCUCUGGGUCCUCUUCUACGGCUCGCUGCCCUUCCUCAUACACCAAGUCUACACCACCUUCACCGGCCACCACCUGGGCCCAAUAGCCGUGUUCAACUUCUACUUCUUCGCCUUCAACGCCGUCGUGAUCUUCGAAGUGCACAUCCUCCGCCGCCUGGGCCACAUCUACGGCUUCCUGGACGGCGACAAGCACGAACGCGACGGCGUCCCGGACGUGGGCAUCGGCAAAGUCGUCACAUCCCUGUACAAGACGACAGGCUCGCGCAUCGCCCUGGCCACCUACCUCACCUACAACGCCAACCAGCUGCCCUCGCAGCUGAACUGGGCCCUGCUGCCGCUGCAGAUCGGGCUCUACGGCAUCGUGCUCGACUUCUGGUUCUACUGGUACCACCGGCUCAUGCACGACGUCAGCUUCCUGUGGAAAUUCCACCGCACCCACCACCUCACCAAGCACCCCAACCCCCUCCUGGCCGCCUACGCAGACCACGAGCAGGAGUUCUUCGACAUGGUCGGCGUCCCCAUGGCCACCUACUUCACGCUCAGGCUCAUGGGCCUCCCCCUCGGCUUCUACGACUGGUGGCUCUGCCACCAGUACAUCGCCUUCACCGAGGUGCUGGGCCACAGCGGCCUGCGCUUGCAUUCAACCGGCGCAUCCACCAUGACCCUGCUGCUCGAGUUCUUCGGUGCCGAGAUCGUCAUCGAAGACCAUGACCUCCAUCAUCGCAAGGGCUGGCGCAAGAGCCAUAACUACGGGAAGCAGACGAGACUCUGGGACCGCAUUUUCGGGACCUGUCACGACCGCGUCGAGGGCACGAAGGAUAAUAUUGAUUAUGUGAACUCGGUCAAUAUGCCGCUGUUUUGAUGUUUGUGUGUUUUGUUUCAUGCGUGUGAAAAGCUAUGCAGG